UACUUCUAUACAAUAAAUAGCCAAUCAAACAAUUGGAAAAGAGCUUCAUAGAUUAGUCAUGUCUAUUAUGUGGAGUAGGAGGAUUAGAUUAUGAUACGCGCAUAAUCCUUACCUCCACACUGUAAAUUAGCCAAUCAGACGUCAGGAAACAAGGCUUUACAUACUCAUGUUUUGCACACCUCAAGCGCAAAAGCGCUAAGGGUGCUUUAUGAACGGUUUUUUUUUUAUCAUACCAAGGAUUAAGAUGAGUCAGUUCGAAUAAACUUAUCCAUCUAAUCUGACGUUUACAUAAAAAUUGUCCAGCUAAUCUAUUAUCGUUCAUACUACUAUAAAAUUAAUAAUCAUGAAAUUUAUCAAUAUUCUAAGUAAAAAUGGUAGAAUAAAUUAAUUAUUUGAUUAAGUUUAGUCGGGAAUCGCUUUUUUUAAAAAUGACAAAAAUUAUGUGGACUAAUAGUAUUAUUUUGAGUUUAAUUUUUGUUGGUGUCACGUGUAAUAAAUAUGAUAUUCUCAAACUUUCGGGACCAACGAGCCCACCAGUCACACACACACACAUAUGAGUCAACUACUCGAGUUAUGUUAUUCAAAUGUGUCAAAUCCGAUUGCAAUAACUCCGAACCUCAUUGACACUGUUUAUCAUAAUCCAUCCAACACCUUGACAGCACCAAUUAUUAUUCUUGACGACAACUUUCUCGCAAAAGAUAUCCAACUUUACUAUCCAGCAUAUCCGACAUACGUUCUAUCGGUAGAUACUUACAAACAAUUGUUAAAUAUUAUUAAGAGAAUUUGGAAAACAUCAUUAUGGAAUACUGCAUCAGUAUUUUACGUCAUCGGUAACACUGAGGAAUCAUGCGAGAAUGCGUUAGUAAUUACUUACGUACUAUGGCAAUUUGAAUGCUUAUCAUCAUGUGUAAUAUGUCAAGGAAUGAACAAUCAAACAAUGCUGUAUACGUUAAAUCCAUUCACCCAUCGAGCACCAUAUCCAUGGAUCGAAAUUGAGGGAAUUGAAGUUGAGGAUCCAAGAAUAGCCUUAUACGGACAACCUUUCAUAAAUGAUAAAAUGUUGUGUGAUGCUCUUAACUUCGAUAAGACGCAGUUUUUAGACGGUUAUAACGUGAAAGUAACUAAAUCAGAGUUAGGUGACAAAUUUCUUCAGAGGUACGUUUUUCCGAAGUUAAACAUGACUCCGAUUAACAUUGAUAGAGGUGACGUAGGGUCAUUUUAUUUCAAUACUCGUUUUCAAGAUAUCAGUCAAACGUUGUAUGCUCUCGAUACAAGUGAUAGUGGGUAUGUUGAUUUAGUAUCAGGGGUUGUCGAAAGUAAUUAUGCUAUAGUAACACAAAAAAGAAGUUUCUUAUCAUUAUUUAAUCAAGUUACUAGUGUAUUUGAUGUUGGCGAUAUUAUAGCAAUAAUUAUCAUUCUCAUACUAUUUAUAAUAGUAAUUAUGUUGAGCAACGAGUAUCAGAUUCUCCCGGCUUUUAUGGAUGUCUUCAAGUUGCUAUUAAGAAUGGGUAUGGAUUCACCUGUUGACCGGCUGUUCAUGAAAAUCAAUCUUUUUACUGCGUUGUUGUUCAUUUUUAUGUUCGGGCCAGCUAUUGACGCACAAUUAUUUGCGGUACUGACUCGCCCGUCAUCUUUUGACGCGGAAACACUUCAAGAUUUGCAUGAUCAUCGAUAUCACGUCCAUUACCACUCCUCAUUACAUAAAGAUAUGAUGGAAACCGAAAUUUGGACGACUGUUGAGGAUAUGAAAUAUUUACAUCCCGGUGGCGAUAUACUUCCACACUCCUGUCUAGAACUAGCCAGUGAGGAUAAUACUGUUGCGUGUGUUUAUGAAACUGUUUCUAUACUGCCUUAUCUGAAGAAUAAUUUACGGGUUUCAGAACACUUUUUAUUUAAAACUAGUUACACUUACUGGACUCGGAAAGACUGGCCCCUCAAAAAACGGGUUGAUCAGCAAACAUUAAGAGCGAUUGAAUCAGGUUUUACAGAUAAACAUAUAUAUCGUCCUAUUCGGAAUACACUUAAAAAAAUAAAAGAUAAAGAAAGAUUACAAAAAAUUUUAGACAUUACCGAAGUAGACGCAAUAGAUUUAGAAUAUGCUUACAUAUUUUUUGCAUUUAUUCAAUUUCUUGCGAUUAUCAUAUUCGGAAUUGAAUACAUCAUUGCUCGAUGGCUGCGUCUUCGACAAUAAACAAUAAAUUUACAUUUAAUUUGACGAUCAUAUUAACCAACUGACGCAAUGUAACACAAUCAGUUGACAAAUAUAUUGAAUGACAUAAAUAAACUUGAAUACAUUUCACUUUUAAAAUCCUUAGAUUAGUUAACAAAUUCUUUAACUAUUCAGACACACCAAAUCUGAUUCCUGUUCUAGAUUCUAUAGACACAUUGAGUUUAUUGUUGCAAAAUUUAUUUAUUUAUCAAUUGAUUGUAAGAUGGUUAAAAGAAU
Microplitis mediator is the source of this 2446-nucleotide messenger RNA. RefSeq lists its product as uncharacterized. The record is from RefSeq and is a predicted model, not a curated record. NCBI's taxonomy places the organism in Eukaryota, Metazoa, Arthropoda, Insecta, Hymenoptera, Braconidae. Bases 554 to 2191 code for a protein of 545 amino acids. The transcript is spliced from 3 exons.